This is a messenger RNA of Saccharomyces paradoxus, 2556 nucleotides long. RefSeq names its product putative ATPase (gene IRC5). The transcript has a single exon. NCBI's taxonomy places the organism in Eukaryota, Fungi, Ascomycota, Saccharomycetes, Saccharomycetales, Saccharomycetaceae. Gene Ontology annotation, molecular function: ATP binding; ATP-dependent chromatin remodeler activity; DNA binding. Gene Ontology annotation, cellular component: nucleus. The coding region runs from base 1 to 2556 and encodes 851 amino acids. The record is from RefSeq and is a predicted model, not a curated record.
AUGGGCAGAUGCUCAAACGGGAAACUGAUGACUGUUGUUGAGGAUGGUGUUGGGGCCAGAGUGGCCGCAAGGACGAGAAAUAUGAGUAAUGGGGUCAAUUACCGGGAGAAGGAAGUCAAUGACCUGACUGCUGACAUUUUGGAUUCAGAUUCAGAUUCAGACGACAAUAGAAAUGGCAAAGAUAAUAGCGGCACUGCCCCCGUGUGGUUGCAAGAUGACGUGCACUCAGACGAAGAUAUUGAGCUGGACUCAGAAGAUGAUUCCGAUACAGAAGCUGUUCAAGCUCAAGUGGUGGAUAAACUGGCAAAAGACACGAAAUCAGAGGAAAAUUUCUUGGACGAUGAACUCUCUGAGAUGGAUACUAAGACGGUUUCUUUAAAAUUGAAGAAGCUAAACGAGUUCGUGAGGCAGAGUCAAGUGUAUUCUAGUAUAAUCGCAGACACUUUACUACAAAGAUCUAAUGAAGUGGCUAACUUUAAUACAAAAGAUAAUGGCGACGCUAAUGAUGAAGAACAGUCUCCCAAAAGACGUAAAACAAAAAAAAAAUCUAUAACGGAUUUCUUCAAAAAACAGAAAAAACAUGAAGAUACUAAUUCCCAAAACGGCGCGGCAGGAGAUGUAGCAAUAAAGCAACCUCACUUGUUAAAAAACUGUACUUUAAAACCAUAUCAACUAGAAGGUCUUAACUGGCUGAUUACUCUUUAUGAAAAUGGCCUCAAUGGAAUUCUUGCCGAUGAAAUGGGCCUUGGUAAAACUGUUCAAAGUAUUGCUCUUUUGGCGUUCAUAUACGAAAUGGAUACAAAGGGCCCUUUUCUUGUGACUGCACCAUUAAGCACUCUAGAUAAUUGGAUGAAUGAAUUUGCGAAAUUUGCUCCUGAUCUACCAGUUCUGAAAUAUUAUGGGGCAAAUGGCUAUAAAGAACGUUCCGCAAAGUUGAGGAAUUUUUUUAAACAACAUGGUGGCACGGGUAUCAUCAUCACAUCAUAUGAAAUUAUUCUAAGAGAUACCGAGUUGAUCAUGAGUCAAAAUUGGAAGUUUUUAAUUGUCGAUGAAGGCCAUCGUCUGAAAAACAUAAAUUGUAGAUUGAUUAAAGAAUUAAAAAAAAUCAACACCUCGAAUAGACUGCUACUAACGGGAACGCCUUUACAAAAUAAUCUAGCUGAAUUGUGGUCACUUUUGAAUUUCAUAAUGCCAGAUAUUUUUGCCGAUUUCGAGAUAUUCAAUAAAUGGUUUGAUUUCGAUAGCUUAAAUUUAGGCUCCGGUUCUAACUCUGAAGCAUUAAAUAAGCUAAUAAAUGAUGAACUACAGAAAAAUUUGAUUUCCAAUUUACACACAAUUUUAAAACCAUUCCUUUUAAGAAGGUUGAAGAAAGUUGUUUUGGCAAAUAUUCUACCGCCCAAGAGAGAAUAUAUUAUAAAUUGUCCGAUGACCUUGGCACAGAAAAAGUUCUACAAGGCUGGAUUAAAUGGAAAGUUGAAAAAAACCAUGUUCAAGGAAUUGAUAAAAGAUUUUUUCACAUUGAAUGAUGACUAUAUCGGUCACGUUUCUAAUCGGUCCAUACGAGAUUUUAUCAACUAUAAAUUAUCCAGUAAUGAAGCUUCAAAUACAGACAAUAAAAUUAAUCCAACUUUGUUGCAAAUGGACAAACUAUAUAAGGAGAAUCUGCAAGUGGAAAUUUCAAAUAAGAAAUUGCAAAACAUGAUGAUGCAAUUAAGACAGAUUAUUGAUUCAACGUUUUUGUUUUAUUUCCCAUAUUUGCAUCCAGAAGAUUUGACUUUGGAAAGCCUCUUAAAGACGUCCGGGAAAUUACAAAUCUUACAAAAAUUAAUUCCCCCAUUAAUAUCUGAAGGGCAUAAAGUGCUCAUUUAUUCGCAGUUUGUUAACAUGCUUGACUUGAUUGAAGAUUGGUGUGAUUUAAAUUCGUUCGCGACAUUCCGGAUCGAUGGCUCAGUAAAUAAUGAAACAAGAAAGGAUCAGCUAGAAAAAUUUAAUAGCCCGAAAGAUAAGCACAAUAUUUUCCUGUUGUCCACAAGGGCCGCAGGAUUGGGUAUCAACCUAGUUGGGGCAGAUACAGUUGUCCUGUUUGACAGCGAUUGGAACCCACAGGUGGAUUUACAAGCCAUGGACAGGUGUCACCGUAUUGGCCAAGAAUCACCGGUCAUAGUGUAUAGAUUAUGUUGUGAUAACACUAUAGAACAUGUUAUAUUAACCAGAGCAGCUAAUAAGCGAAAUUUGGAAAGAAUGGUUAUCCAAAUGGGAAAGUUCAAUAACCUGAAAAAAUUGGCGUUAAAUGAAGGUUCAUUUUUAAAGUCAAACAAAAUGAGUGUCAACGUUACUAAUAAGGACUUAGUUCAAGAGUUAUCUAUGCUUUUAAUGAGUGAUGAAUCCAGUAUUGGUUUUGAAAAUAGGGGACAAGAGGAAAAUAAGGCCACUGAGGGCCAACUGACCGAUAAAGAAGUUGAAGAAUUGACUGAUAGAUCGCUUGAAGCAUACAAGGCCAACAGGGUGGUAAAUCUACCGCACAUAAGGCUAUUUGAAACCACCUCCGGUCUUUAG